CGUACCUAUACGUAUAGAUAUGUCGUAUAAAUUUGAAAUCGAUUAAAAAUCUUUUAAAUUUGGCUUUUGUAAAUCGUGUCUUAGUAGAUUUCAGAAUGCUAUCAAAAUUGUUACGGCCUGGUAACAGGUCGCAUCAAUGGCUUUUAGUGUAUAAUAAAUCGCGUCUUAUAGCGAGUCAUCAGGUGGUUUGCAUACGUCCAAUUUUUGGCUUGAUCCCACCAAGUCAGUAUGAUAUGCCAUUCCCUAAGAAGUUCAAGCUUGGUUAUGUGAUGAAAGUGUAUUGGGAGACCAUACCUCUAUUUGUGACCACAGCGAUUGCAUUGGGUGUUGUUUUUAUUGCUAUAGUUUGGGCAUGUAAUCACAAGGUGGACGUGGUGUUCACGUCACGCAGCCGCGGCAAUAUCUCGCGCACAAUGGACCUGCGAAACCCUUCUAUACAUAAAAUGCUCACCAUUAAUCAGCGCUAUGAGCCGUGGAACGAAAUGCAAGAUGUCCUAGACAAGAUGGUUACGGCCGAAAAGAGGGCGCUGGUGCGCUCGCAGUCCUGCAAUAAUACGUAGGAUGUGGCGUAUUUUGUGAAAUCUAAUGAACAUUUACAUUAAAAACUACGUUAAUGUAAUUUGAAGAGAGUGUAAUAUCAAAGAUUUCAUACAUUUUAUUUUUUUAUAUUUUUACUUGAUUUGUAUGAAAAAGUUAUAUUGAGUAUUUUUGAAUUUAUUUUUAUCUCGAAAUAUAUAUCAUUUUAG
This is a messenger RNA of Galleria mellonella (greater wax moth), 746 nucleotides long. RefSeq lists its product as uncharacterized. NCBI's taxonomy places the organism in Eukaryota, Metazoa, Arthropoda, Insecta, Lepidoptera, Pyralidae. The transcript has 2 exons. The coding region runs from base 96 to 560 and encodes 154 amino acids. The record is from RefSeq and is a predicted model, not a curated record.